Salvelinus fontinalis (brook trout) is the source of this 7160-nucleotide messenger RNA. RefSeq names its product calpain 15 (gene capn15). The record is from RefSeq and is a predicted model, not a curated record. Gene Ontology annotation, cellular component: cytoplasm. NCBI's taxonomy places the organism in Eukaryota, Metazoa, Chordata, Actinopteri, Salmoniformes, Salmonidae. Bases 2574 to 6254 code for a protein of 1226 amino acids. Gene Ontology annotation, molecular function: calcium-dependent cysteine-type endopeptidase activity. Gene Ontology annotation, biological process: proteolysis. The transcript is spliced from 12 exons.
UGACUCGCUGUCAUUCUCUGUUAAGAAGAGAUUGCAUCUGCAUCCACUGCACUUAUCAGAGAGGGAGAAUUAUAUCUUUUUUAAAUAUAACGCAAUGAAAACAGCCCCCGGUGCAAAACAUACAGUGUGUCCAGGAUGGAGCAUUGCAGUAUGGGUAGUCAUUUAUUUCUGAAGCCACGACGGGGCGGAAGCGAGGAUGUUUCCUAAUAGAAGUCAAAGAGGAUCAGCAUCAUAAAACACUGGGAUUAUGAGCGCACGAGAAUGGACCGGGCAGAAGACAGUGGAAUUUUGAGUCUAAAAUCAAUUCUGGAUGAGACUGUUUAGUACCAUUUUCACGUUUUUAAUAGCCUGACAUGUCGGCUCUGGCAUGAUGAGUCCCUGCCCUCAAUACAAUUUAGUCAGCUCCGGAGUUAGUCACUGGAAACUGGCAGAUUGCUACAAUUGUAGCCUACAUGGUUUAUUGUGAAUUCGCCUCUGUUUUGCAGCUCUGGUACUGACGGUAAUUCGAUACAUUGUUCAAUUUCUGUGUAGGCAACGCUUUACAUUGUAGUUAACUACAUUGUAAUAAGCAAGACUGUAUUGGCAUGAAUGAAAUAUGUUUAAUCUUCAAUAUUGGCGCAGCUCAUUUGAUAGUGAUAGGCUAUGUGCCUUUAUAUAGCUUUUUAUGUCGAUAAUGAAUAUACGUGAGAUUGAAUAUUAUAAGUGGGGUAUUGUAUUCGCGUGUUAGAGGCACCAGGCAGGCUACAGUUUUUGUCUCCAUGGGAAUAGAAAAUGCAUGUGCAUAUAAUUAGACUUCACGCCUUCAUUGCACCGGAAUGCACCAUCGUAGUUCUCCUGGCAUAGUUAGCCUACUCGCUAUGACAGGUUGGCACACAUAAAGCCUACUGUAUACAAAUGAACCACCAGACCGCCGCAUCACCGAUGGGAUCAGACUAAAAAUAAAGCUGCGAAUAGGCUACCCAGACUGCGGAGCGGAAACCGGGUUCAUCUCGCGUUUCGUACGGUGGACGCACCGGCAAAGGACUGCAGACCAUAACGGGACACUCCGCUAUAAAGGUCGCACGUGUCGGAUAUUUAGUAGAACUUCUCCUUGGAUUGGGACUGUCUAGGAACAUUAGCCAUAUUUCAUUAUGUGUUGUUCGUCUUCUCCCCUGCGCUUUAUGUAGACCUGCGUACACGUUGUUUGUUUUUUUUUCAAUUUCAGUUCCCGAAGUUCAUGUUUGUUCUCAUGUUAUAAUAGCUAUUCGGGACAUUACCUCAGUCAGAGUAGCCUAGUUGUGAAGAGUGCGACAUUUUGUAAGCACUCAGUAUCCCACAUUUCAGCCACUAAGAAAUGCAACGGGGUGAUUUGAGCAAUAUUCUGGGUAAUCCGCUUUAGCAGCUGUGGGCAAGUGUCGAAAUUUGAAAGAUGAGCUUUGGAUACCAGAGCUUCAGUCAGUGUGCCAGCAGUGCCUGCACACAGAGAAUCACUCAUAAUCUGGACUACAAGUCAACUGAGACAGUAGACUGAGACUGUGCUUCCCAGAUAAACAUUACAGUAAAAAAUAAUACAAAAUUAAAGGACUUAUUGGUUUAGUGUAUUCAGAUUUUCUUUUGAGUUUAAAGCUUAUUCAAAGCCAUAUAAAUACAUAACAAAAAUAGCCUAAUAUUUUACAAUAGCAAAAUCACUUGGUUUGUUACCCAUGCCAUGGUUUGUCCUUUAAUUUGACAUUAAUUAAUUCUGGCUUAAGCAAAACCAACGCCCCAGACCUCUGCCAGUCACUUUUCAGUUAUUUUUUGGUAAAAACUGUUUGAUUCCUUUUUUGUCAACAAACAAAAAAACAUUCCAGUGCCUCAACUGUGCCAUAUUAUCUCAGAGAUGUCGAUUGACGGAGGACCCGGUCAUCUUUGUGUGUGCUCCUUCCACUGCCUGUGUCUGUGUGUGACAAAGGGUUCAAGCAUGAACGAUCAGGCAUGAGACUGCAUACGCGAGGGAGGAACACUGCAAAUAGUGCAGAAGGAAUAGUUGAAUGACACUCCAGACAACAUGGCCCAGAGAGUUAGUUAAGAGGCCUACAAGUCUACGACAGAGAAAAAUUGGUACCCACUACAGAGAAGAGAGGAGUGUGAGUUAUUUCCUGGAGAAAGUGUCAAAUUGGAAUCAGUGCCCGAGGCAAGCAAUUACAUUUUGUAUUGAGCACUUCCUCCUUACUGUGGGAAAUCCAUCCUGAUCUGGAGUUUGAAACGUUGUCGUGUUUUACUUGUUUUUUGAAUACCCUCGCUUUGAUUUCCUCAUUAUUGCCUUUCUAUUAGAUUUGUUGGUGUUAUAGCCAUCUUCAAGCACACUUGGAGUCACUUCACAGGAUGAAAUCCAUCCCUUUUUGAAAUGGGGCUUGUUUCGAAUUGUGCCAGUUGGAAAUUUGUCAGGACUGAGAACACAUGAGCAGGGUUUUCACCCAGCCCUAGACUCCCCCUUUCCCCCAUCCCCCACCCUUAAACUGUAAGCCUGAGAUUGAGACACAAGGCACUGUCACUCCGCUCCUCCCCGUCCCGGGUUCAAAGGGUGAGACCCCCAAGUAGACUGCAAAAGGAGGAUGGGGAGUUCCGCCUCCUCUCUCACCGCGGAGACCGAGUCGGACCACGGCUUCCGGAGCACCCCGUACCCGUCGUCGCCUCCUAUGGGCUGGCUUAGGAACAGCCACAGCAGUCCUGUGUGGGGCACCACCUUCAUUACGCGCCAGCAGCAUCCGCCCCUUCCGCACAGAGAGCGCAGCCACUCUCAGUCCCCGGGCUCCAUGGCGGCGGCAGUGCAAGGCAGCGAGUGGUCAUGCGGCCGCUGCACCUUCCUGAACGCGGGGGUGGCGCCGCGCUGCUCCAUCUGCGAGGCGCCGCGCCAGAAACCCGACCUCAACCAGAUCCUGAGGCUGAGCAGCACCGAGGAGCAGCAACGCUGGGCCUGCCCCCGCUGCACCCUCAACAACCCCCAGGGCUCCGGCGCCUGCACCGUCUGUGGCUUCGGACCCUCGUUGGGCACCCCCACGCCGACCACAACCAUGGCCGCCACCACCAACGGCUUCCUGCCCCCGCCACCGCAGCCUUCGGCGCCAGUCAUGACUCCCAUGGUUCUCCUGGAGCCCCGCGGGCAGCAGCCGGCCAAGGAGGAGGCGCUGAGGAGGUCGGAGAGCAACGGGGAGGUGGGGGGACUGAGCGGUCUGGGUGGACUCGAGGGGCAGCAGCACCACCACUCAGGCUGGGCGUGCCCGCGAUGCACGCUUCAUAAUACUCCUGUUUCAUUGUCGUGUUCGGCCUGCGGGGGACCAAGGAAACUGUCGCUGCCCAAGAUCCCACCCGAGGCGCUGGUGGUGCCCGAGGUUCGCACGCCCGUGCUAGGGUUUCCCGUCCACGUAGCAGGGGCCUCCGCCCCUCCACUCCUCAUUGACUUGACAGACGACUCGCCCCCCGCAGCUGCCCCCUGCGAACCCCAGGAGCCCCCCGACACCAACUUGCCCCCUACGCCACUCUCUUCCCCUUUCACUCCCUUCUCUUCUCUCCAGAACAACCCAGUGCCCCGCAGCAGGAGAGAGGUGCCCCCGCCAGGGCGGCCAACCAACCCUAACCCCAACGCCCCCAGCCCCACUUCGCCCUCCACGGCCUACGUGCCCCCUCCGCCCUGCCCUCCCCUCCGCCCUGCCAAGCCUAAGCAAGCCCAGCCUCAGGAGCCUUCCUUCCCCAGCAAGCGCCUCAGCAUCCUGGAGGAGGAGGACGGCCCCCACCCCCAUCACACCUCCCACGCCCCCGUUACAUCGGCCCCCACUUGGAAGUGCCCAGGAUGCUCCUUGCCCAACCUGAGCGGCUCGUCCAAGUGUGAGGCAUGUCGCUCGUCGCGGGCCGGUGCCGACCUCAUCGACCUGGUGGGCUGCGAGACGGUGCGCUUUACUCCGGCCAGCCCCUCCAGUCCGGACUUCAGCACCUGGGCCUGCUCCAAAUGUACCCUCCGCAACCCCACGGGGGUGGCCAAGUGCUCGGCCUGCGGUUCCUCCAAGCUGCAUGGCUUCCAGGAGCCUAGUUCUCGCUGCUGCCCGCAAUGCGGUCUCCCCGGCCCCUGCUCCUGCUCCUCAGCCUCCACCUCAUCGUCUUCUGGACACAAGGCCCGAAAACAAGCCCGGGUCUACCCCUCGCCCUCGGCCACCAACACCUCCUCCUCUUCCUCAUCGUCCUCGUCCUCCUCUUCCUCGUGCACGCUACUGCAGGAGAAGCAGUGGGGCUGUCCGGCGUGCACGCUGCUCAACGACGUCAAGUCUAAGAACUGUGCGGCAUGCCACACGGCCCAGCAGUACCUGACUCUGCGCAAGGUGGCCAAGCCACUGAAGAGGAGGGAGAGCAUGCACGUGGAGGCACGGCGGCGCAACGACGAGGGCGAAGCCAAGGAACUCUGGGAGAACAUCACCACCUUCUGUCGAGAGAACGUGGUGAACUUUGUGGACGACAGCUUCCCUCCCAGCCCCCAAUCCGUGGGCUUCCCCGAGGGCGACAGCGUCCAGCAGCGAAUCAAAAAGUGGCUGCGCCCUCACGAGAUCAACUGCAACAACUUUAAGGACCGGGGCGUCAAAUGGUCUGUCUUCCGCACCCCUCGGCCCUCGGACAUCCUGCAAGGCCUGCUGGGAAACUGUUGGUUCCUGAGUGCGUUGGCGGUGCUGGCGGAGCGUCCGGAGCUGGUGGAGAGGGUGAUGAUCACCAGGGGGAUCUGCCAGGAGGGGGCCUACCAGGUCAGGCUUUGUAAGGACGGUACCUGGAUCACCGUGCUGGUGGACGACAUGCUUCCCUGCGAUGAGCACGGAUACCUGCUCUUCUCCCAGGCUCAGCGUAAGCAGCUCUGGGUUGCCCUAAUAGAGAAGGCCCUGGCCAAGCUCCAUGGCUCCUACUUUGCCCUGCAGGCGGGGCGCGCCAUCGAGGGCUUGGCCACGCUGACGGGGGCUCCGUGUGACUCCCUGAUGCUGCAGGUCAGCUCCACCAACCCCCGCGAGGAGCCCAUCGACACGGACCUCAUCUGGGCCAAGAUGCUCAGCUCCAAAGAGGCCGGGUUUCUAAUGGGGGCGUCUUGCGGAGGAGGGAACAUGAAGGUGGAUGAUGUGACCUACGAGUCGUUGGGCCUCCGCCCUCGCCACGCCUACUCUAUCCUGGACGUACGGGACGUACAGGGCUACAGACUACUGCGGUUGAGGAACCCGUGGGGUCGCUUCUCGUGGAACGGCAGCUGGUCAGACGAGUGGCCUGAUUGGCCGCAACACCUCCGCCAUGAGCUCAUGGCCCACGGCAGCAGCGAGGGUGUCUUCUGGAUAGAAUAUGGAGACUUCAUCAAGUACUUUGACUCGGUGGACAUCUGUAAGAUCCAUUCAGACUGGCAGGAGGUGCGGUUACAGGGCUAUUUCCCCAGUAGAGCCUGUGGUCCUGUUACAGUUACCGCUCUGACCAUGCUGGAGAGGACCGCGCUGGAGUUCGCCCUCUUCCAGGAGGGCAGCAGGCGGUCGGACACGGCAGACGGCCACCUUUUGGACCUGUGUAUCAUGGUGUUCAGAGCAUCGUUUGGCAGUGGCAACAAGCUGACCUUGGGCAGGCUGAUGGCCCACAGCAAGCGGGCCGUCAAGAAGUUUGUGGGCUGCGACGUGAUGUUGGAGCCGGGCGAGUACGCCGUGGUGUGCUGCGCCUUUAACCACUGGCAGAUGAACGUCAGCGGAGUGGGGCCGCCCACACCAGUGGCGAGCCCCACCAGUGCACGGCGUCCCAACCAGGACUUCCCAGGGCACAUCCUGGCCAUCUACAGCUCCCGUCAGGUGAUGGUGGAGCAGGUGGAGGCUACCGCUACCACGCUGGCCGACGCCAUCAUCCUACUGACCGAGAACAAGGGGGAGAGACACGAGGGUCGCGAGGGCAUGACGUGCUACUACCUGACCCACGGCUGGGCGGGGCUGAUCGUGGUGGUGGAGAACCGCCACCCCAAGUACUACCUCCACGUGUCAUGUGACUGUACGGACAGCUUCAACGUGGUGUCCACCCGCGGCAGCCUUAAGACCAUCGACAGUGUACCGCCUCUGCACAGGCAGGUGCUGGUGGUGCUAUCCCAGCUCGAGGGCAACGCAGGCUUUUCCAUCACCCACCGGCUGGCCCACCGUAAGGCCGCCCAGGCCUCCCUAGGGGACUGGACCCCCACCAAGGCCACGCACAGCCCCCAGCUCACCCCCGACAUCGACGGCCUGCACCGGCCGCGGCCCCUAUGACCACGGCCCCCCUUCACGCACACACACACACACACAAGCUGAUGAUUCUCACGUUGACACACGCGUACGUGAACACAUUUGUGCGGAAAGCGGGGGGCUGUGUGACGCUGGAGGAAACACAUAUGGAUAGAGGGAGGGGGUUGAUUGUGGAGACAUCCGUGGGAAGGAUGACUGGAUGAGUACUGGAGGUUUUCUUCCUCUUCCUCUUCUUCCUCCUCAAUCCAUGAAUGAUGGGGACUCGAUCCUGCCAAACCACCUGGAUCCAGUUGGGAAGGAGGAGAGUGGGUGGAUGUGCCAUGUUGGAUGAGAUGGGAGAUGAGGGAGCCCUCCCAGGUGACGUCAGUGUUUCUAGAGGGGUCCUGAGCCUGAGACCCUCCAACCAACCAGGAAGGAUUCUAGACCUAGCCUCGUCAACUACGACACUGUACUGUUUGUCUGUCUGUGGACCAGGGAUAUUACCCAGACAGACACCCUGACCAGAACAGACCAGCGCCCGUUCUUUCUCUAACCCCCAACAGAUGUCAACGAAACGCCCAGGAACACUGACUGUUGACCCCACAUCCCAAAGGCUAAAGGUCAUUCAGAGGCCAGGGUGGAGUGCUGUAACUGCUGAGCCACCUGGUGGCUGUUUCCCCACAGAGCCAAUCAACCACGCUGACCCGACCUCACUGUUCUUGGUCUAUGGACCCACCCCACCAUACUCGAGGUAGAAGUUGCCUUGAGCUGGUCUAGGAUCAGCUUCCCCUCCUCAAAGCCUCACUCCCAAUAGGCGCUGCUGUGUGAGGUUUAGUUUGGGAUGGGGAUGGAGGGGGAGGGUUAGGUGCUCUCUCCCCCAAGCCCCCUGUCCUGCCACCUGUACCCUGCACCUUUGGAGCUGUCAACUAUCAACAGGAUUGGGAAGGGGGG